Messenger RNA from Cooperia oncophora, 402 nucleotides. The record is from the annotation of a GenBank genome assembly. NCBI's taxonomy places the organism in Eukaryota, Metazoa, Nematoda, Chromadorea, Rhabditida, Trichostrongylidae.
AUGGCAAGUACCACAAUCCAUGGAGUUGGGCGUAUAUUUGGGAAACAGACUGACCCUCACCCUCGAAAACGGGAACGGCACCUUCCAUGUGUGAGCUUCAUCUCGGUGGCAACAAUUGGUUAUGGGGACUUGGUUCCCGUGCCUGAUACAUGGGGACAUACCGUGGCGAUCAUCGCGUUCCUUUCUGCAGGUGAUACUCUCUUUUCUUGUGUACUUCUCAUGAAUCAUUUCCUCUUAAAAAUCUAUCCAACUCUUGGAGUAGUCAUUCUAUCGACUUUGUUUGACAGAUUCGGAUGCUAUCUACAGUAUGUACACUACAUUGGCCGGCGAUUUCGUGGCAGAAAGGACGUUGAGAUUUGGUUUGGAGGCAGUGUGCUGACCGUUCAAGAGCUAAUCACUUUG